Lymnaea stagnalis (great pond snail) is the source of this 6489-nucleotide messenger RNA. The record is from the annotation of a GenBank genome assembly. Lineage: Eukaryota; Metazoa; Mollusca; Gastropoda; Lymnaeidae.
AUGAUCCGCAAGUCAGACCUGGAGAACCACAACAAAGACGGCGGACUGUGGGUGGUGAUUCACGGGAAGGUCUACAGCGUGCAGUCUUUUAUAGCCCAGGCGCCGUGCGGGGCUGAAACCAUUCAGGAAUGGGCAGGUAAUUCUAAAAUCUAAAAUAAACCAAUUACACCUCAUUUAACACUGCAUACUCUGCUUCUACUAUCAUUAUCAUUCCAACUUUUAUCUAGCUUAAUCACAUUUUUACUUUUGUGUACAAUUUCUCUGUAAAACACAUUUUUUCUACAUUAUAGCUCUGAUACAUGGAAAUUCUCUGGUUUUGAGGUUGGAAAUAUUAAAAAUUAUUGUUAAAAAUCUACAUUUCACAUACUGCUACACAGUUUGUGUAUAGAUGUUUGGAUUGCUUCACCUAGCGCUAUAAAAAGGUUGUACUAUUGUAUAACAAGCCACUUAUGCCAUUCUAAAAUAUUUUCAAGGGCGAGAUGCAUCUGCUGCUUUUGAGGCUGCCCACCACUCAGAGGAAGCAAGGGAGAUUAUGAAUUGUUUAUGCGUUGGACAGUACAUUGAUGUACGUACCAUAGGCAUUAGUGUUUAUUUAUUGCCUUUGUUAGGACAAUUACGCUGAUAUUUUGUUAGGACAAUUACGUUGAUAUUUUGUUAGGACAAUUACGCUGAUAUUUUGUUAGGACAAUUACGUUGAUAUUUUGUUAGGACAAUUACGCUGAUAUUUUGUAAGGACAAUUACGUUGAUAUUUUGUUAGGACAAUUACGCUGAUAUUUUGUUAGGACAAUUACGUUGAUAUUUUGUUAGGACAAUUACGCUGAUAUUUUGUUAGGACUAAUACACUAUUUACUAGACCAUUGCUCUUGUUAGAGCUUGACCUGAGAAGUCUGAGUUUUAAAGUUUGUAGUAAUUUUUUUUUUGGCAAUCUGAUCUAUUGGGGGCUGACAUAAUGCCACAUGGUGAGACUGAAAUUUUACAAAUAUAAGUGUUUAUAUAAUUAAAUAAGAAAUUACUGGACUUGACCAAGAAUACUUCAGGGGGCCCCCCCUGUAUGAAAUAUCCCAGUCAGGGGCCCCCUGCCGUAUGAAAUAUCCCAGUCAGGAUCCCCCUGCUGUAUGAAAUAUCCCAGCCUUUAGUUUCUGUAGCACAUGCUCUUUCAAUGUGAUCCUUGCCAACAUUUGUGUGUUUGAUCUAAUUCAGCCUGAGAAAGAUGUUGUACAGAGUCCUGGCAGUGGUUCCAUGUCCUCUCCACUGAUAGACACAGAAAGGACACUUGCUGUCCUACUGGGACUUAAUGCAGCUGAGCAGGUAAUGAACAGAACAGUGUCAUUCCUAGAGGGCUUGAUCCUUUAUAGGGAUUAUAUCAAACAGCGCUAGCUACCAAUGUUUUGUGUCAUUCCUAGAGGACUUGAUCCUUUAUAAGGUUUAUAUCAAACAGCGCUAGCUACCAAUGUUUUGUGUCAUUCCUAGAGGACUUGAUCCUUUAUAGGGUUUAUAUCAAACAGCGCUAGCUACCAAUGUUUUUGUCUAUGAGUAAAGUCUUUAAGAAACUUUUUCUAUGUGACUCUCAUCAUUAUUUUUGUCUGUACAAUUGGGCGGUUUGAGCCUUUUAACAAUGACCUAAAUACUGGGUACCGUGUCAGACUUUAUUUAAUGUGCUCUUUGACUGUGACAGGUACGCAGUACACCUCUGUCCCUGGAUGAGCUGGAGAGUAAACAGUGGCUCCAAGCCGAGUUCUUCAGUGGAGGGCUGCAGCUGUUAAACCAAGGAGGAUUCGAUGAGGAGAAGGGGGAGAGCCGAAGUGCCAGCAGCUGUAACACGCCAGGUGAGAGGAUGACACAUGGAGAAACGUUUAUUCCACGCAUUACUGUGUGCUGUGUUUUCCUGUUUGUUCAUGAGAAUAUUCUUGUGCUUUCCUGUUUGUUCAUGAGAAUAUUCAUGUGCUUUCCUGUUUGUUCAUGAGAAUAUUCUUGUGCUUUCCUGUUUGUUCAUGAGAAUAUUCUUGUGCUUUCCUGUUUGCUUUGCUUUAGAAAUUUUCCUGAUACAAAGAAACUCUGGACCUUUCAAUCUUUGAUGAAACUUAAUGAUUUUCAAUGGUUUUUUAAUAACUAUAUAUAAAUUACUAUCAGCUACAUUUACCUAAACAUUGUCUGGCCUGAAAAUAUUAUUUAAGAUCUUUGGGUACAGAAUAAAAUGUCAUUAAAUUUACUUCACUUGCUCAUAAAAGAUGUAAUGAAGCUAAUCAAAUCAAUACAUUGUAAGCCAAGUGAGGGUCAAAAUGAACUAAAGCCUUAACGUCCAUUGAUUGUCAUCACAGGAGGAGACCAGGGCAAGACAAAAGUUUUGAGUUGUCUAAUGCAAGAGUCAUGCAGUUUACUUUCUUCACCAGGUGCCACGCCAACCUCAGAGCACUGUAACGUGCCCCAGCAUGCAGUGGACAAGGAAAGACGUUUUCACGCCGAGCAGGACAGCACAGACACGGCCAGACCUUUCCUCCAUGCCCUGGCCGAGUCCAGAAUUCAAGAUCCAACUGUCAAGGUCAUUUCUAUAAUCCUUUUAUUUUUGUAAGAAAAAACUCAGACAUUUGAUGAUGUGUUGGUCUAAUAUCAAUAAUGGCAAUCUGGAAUAACAGGAAUAAAGGUGCCAUCAAUACUGUCCGUUGCCAAAUAAUUUCAAAGCAUUAUUUAUAGUUAUUCAAAUUCCAGGAACUGACCAAGUUAGUGUGGGCUUCUUCUAGAUAUACUGAAUUGUAAUUAACAUUGUUCAUGUGUUUUCUCUUGAGAUGCCAUAAACACAAAUAACAACAAUGACGGUGAUCCAUCUGCUUUGGGCCAGCUCUGAGUGUGUCCCAUUUCCCUGGCUGCAUGUUGAUGAUUUCUCUGUCUCGUCCUCAGAUGUUCCUGGCUCUAGUGGACAAGUACUGCAGGACCCACCACCUUCUCUUUCCAUUUGAUUUCCCAUCAGACCAUCCAGUGGAGGAGGUUGGAAGGUGGAUAGUUUUUUUAGUUUAUCUUACUAUUGGACUCUUACCAUUUGUGAUGGACUAAAACUAGUUGUGUACUUGUUUUAAACAUACAGAUAAACCAGAGGGUAAAAUUUAAAGUUAUUUUUUGAGACCUUCUCUGCCUACAAUUGGUUCAAGAGUCAAUUUUUUUAUACUCAUGCAGCUUAUUUAGGUAUAUUCUGAUACAGCUUUGAUAAGGUAUAUACUGAUACAGCUUUGAUAAGGUAUAUAUACUGAUACAGCUGUUUCGCCCCCGGUUCUUACCAGGGUUGGUUAGCUUCGUUUGUCUACAGGUUAUAGUAGUAACUUCACAAACCAAUGGCUCAUAGAAUAAAGUAGCUUUAUUAACACAACCAAACUACAUCAUCAACUGCCAUUACUCAAACACAACAAAUUACACAACGAUAUUUCAUUUCCCCUUACGCACAAUGCGUCACAAAAUACCAAACAUUUAAUAGCAACAUCUACCCAAAUACUCCCCAAACAACAAGCAAUCACAAUAUACAUUGAACUCCUUAACAACAGCUUUGUUAGGUAUAUUGAUACAGCUUUGAUAGGGUAUAUAUUGAUAUAGCUUAGGUAUAUAUUGACACAGCUUUGAUAGGGUAUAUAUUGAUACAGCUUUGAUAGGGUAUAUAUUGAUACAGCUUUGAUAGGGUAUAUAUUGAUGCAACUUUGGUAUAUAUUGAUACAGCUUUGAUAGGGUAUAUAUUGAUGCAACUUAGGUAUAUAUUGAUACAGCUUAGGUAUAUAUUGAUGCAGCUUAGGUACAUAUUGAUACAGCUUAGGUAUAUAUUGAUGCAGCUUAGUUAUAUAUUGAUGCAGCUUAGGUAUAUAUUGAUGCAGCUUAGGUAUAUAUUGAUGCAGCUUAGGUAUAUAUUGAUGCAGCUUAGGUAUAUAUUGAUACAGCUUUGAUAGGGUAUAUAUUGAUGCAGCUUAGGUAUAUAUUGAUGCAGCUUAGGUAUAUAUUGAUGCAGCUUAGGUAUAUAUUGAUGCAGCUUAGUAUAUAUUGAUACAGCUUUGUUAGGUAUAUACUGAUACAGCUUAGUUAGGUAUAUAUUGAUACAGCUUAGUUAGGUAUAUAUUCAUACAGCUUAGUUAGGUUUAUACUAAUACAGCUUUGAUAGGGUAUACACUGAUAAAGCUUAGAUUGGGUAUAAACUAAUACAGCUUUGAUAGGGUAUACACUGAUAAAGCUUAGAUUGGGUAUAUAUUCACAAUGUUUUUGUCUUGAAGCUUAGAUAGGGUAUAUACUAGUACAGCUUAGAUAGUGUGUAUGUGAAUGUCUAAAAGGUAAAGAAAAUGAUCACAUGUUUAUACCAUAGUCUACUAAAGCACUGUCUAAAAAAGUUUGCAUAUAAUGUGUCUGGGGAUGAAAUUAUGUGUACAGAAACAGUGGGGGUUGGAGUAACUGUAUGAUUUGAUUUUCACAACUUAAAUAUUUGACAUUUUGAAAUGUAGUAUUUAUUAUCUUUAGAGCCGUAAAGAAUCUCAAAACCAUUGUGCUCAUUUAAAAUCUAAAUUAAAUUUCCUUAAAAAUUGCCAAGAUUAUUAAAUGAGUCAUAUAUUUCUGUUUCAGGCUGUUAAUGGCAGUAUUAUUGAAACACUGUGAUCUUGGCUAUGUGGUGCUCAGUAUGGUGGAACACGGACAAGGAGAGCACGGGUCCAAGCUGACAAUGCCCAAAUCUAUGGCAGAACUAUGUCGAGUUGUCUGCCAGACCAAACGGUCGCUCAUAAAGGUAAACUGUUGGACAUGAACAUCUGUCAGGGCAUUAGUUGAUGAAAUACAGUAGUAUCUAGCUAUUUACAGUCCUAUAAUACUACAGUCUGUUCUAUCUGAAAUAGCUAUCAAUAUGCAGUACAAUAAUGCUACAGUCUGCUCUAACUGAAGUAGCUAUCCAUAUGCAGUCAAAUAAUGCUACAGUCUGUUCUAACUGAAGUAGCUAUCAAUAUGCUGUCCAGUAAUGCUACACUUUGUUCUAACUGAAGUAGCUAUCAAUAUGCAGUCCCAUAAUGCUACAUCUGUACUAAAUGAAUUAGCUAUCAAUAUGCACUCCAAUAAUACUGUAGUCACAUAAUGGACUAAGGAUGACUAUUGGAAUAGCUUGUAUCUGCAAAUAGCUUGUAUUUUCCCUGUAUUUUUUAAGAUUUGGGGUUAGCUUAACGUUAUGCAAUGAUUUCUAUUUGUAUUAAAUGUCUGAUCUGGACUGAAAAUUUGUUAAAAAUAUAUGUAUCGGAUUUAAGAUGUGAUGAGGGAAAGGCAUUUGUAAGUUAGAAUGAAACUUGCACCAUGUGCUGUGUAAUGACCUGUUGAGUCUGUAAGUUAGAAUGAAACUUGCACCAUGUGCUGUGUAAUGACCUGUUGAGUCUGUAAGUUAGAAUGAAACUUGCACCAUGUGCUGUAUAAUGACCCGUUGAGUCUGUAAGUUAGAAUGAAACUUACUAUGUAAUUACCUGCUGAGUCUGAAGCCCAUCACCAUCUUGUCCCUGUCAGGCUCACCAAGACCAAGGCAGAUCCUACAAGGAAGUGUGCGCCCCUGUCAUAGAACGCUGUCUCUUCUUGUUCAAUGAGCUCAGACCCGCAGCUGGGGACGAGAUCAACAUGUUUACCAGGUCCAAGCUACUCAAGUCUGUUCCCAGGUGGAGAGAGGUCAUAGCCAGGAUUGUGGAAGACAAGAAGAAAUCCAAGAGUAAGUCACAACACAGAAUGAAAAGAAGCCUUUAAACACCUGUAUCUUAAGUCAUACCUGUUUUUAAACACCUGUAUCUUAAGUCAUACCUAUUUUUAAACAUCUGUAUCUUAAGUCAUACCUGUUUUUAAACACCUGUAUCUUAAAUCAUACCUGUUUCUAAAGACAUGUAUCUUGAGUCAUACUUGUUUUUAAACACAUGAAGUUAAAAGUGAACUAUUUUAGUGAAGCUAUUGUUUUAUUGAUGCAGUUCUUUGCAUGCAGGUGUUUGUAAAUAUUAUGUGUUGUGUUUAAUGUUUUAGGCACCGGGGGUCUAAUUAAUUAAUUUCUUGUUUGUGUAUUUGUAUAUCUGUGGACAAGAAUGUAUUUUUAAAAAUAAUCGCAAUGCUUUCAGACAUUAUCCUUCUUGAAACUUUUUGUCUCAGGUGAAACCGUGAGCCAAGACAAUAACGCUAAUGACACUGAUGAUGACGACAAGGACACAGAAGAUGCAGACUCACUGCUGGGGGAGGCGGUGGGAGGGGAGGAUGACGGGAAGGACAAUGAGGAAAAAGAGGGUCUCUCUCAGGGGAAGGAGGUCAAGGAAGAUGACGAGGGAGAAGAAAAUGAUGAAAAGGAUAAAAGAAAUGUGUCACCAGACGGCGACAGCUCUGGUGCCGGGGAGAUCUUGGCACUGGACGACAUCAAAGUGGAGGAGAAAGACACCAACUUUAAUGAGCAGGGUUUGAGCAAUGACAGAAGAAAUGACACACAUGAAGGGAAAACACCCAGAGAUAAGGCUGUGAGUGGCUUG